Trypanosoma conorhini is the source of this 345-nucleotide messenger RNA. RefSeq lists its product as uncharacterized. The record is from RefSeq and is a predicted model, not a curated record. The transcript has a single exon. Lineage: Eukaryota; Euglenozoa; Kinetoplastea; Trypanosomatida; Trypanosomatidae. Bases 1 to 345 code for a protein of 114 amino acids.
AUGUUCGACCCGCAAACAGCAGGGGCAUUUGAGGCGUUGCGGGCCCUCCGUCGCUUCGAAAGUGGGGAGUGUAUUCCCGUAUUUGCGGUGCAAUGGAAAUACGCGGCGGGAAGCGGUCCGGGUGAAGUUUUCGAGCAUGCGCACGCGGGUCCAGCUGGGCGCCCACGCGUGUUUUGGAACGCACGGGCACUCGAAGCGACCAGGGUUGCCGCGAGAGAACUCAGUUCACCAAAGGAGCCUUUAGGGCGUGUUGGCUGCAGCAGUGAGCCUUUGCGCCAAUUGAAGUGGAACUGCGCGCGGCAGCGCUUGCCACAAGCGGGGCAUCGAAGGUCGAGGGCGCGCUGA